Cavenderia fasciculata is the source of this 510-nucleotide messenger RNA. RefSeq lists its product as uncharacterized. Bases 1 to 510 code for a protein of 169 amino acids. Lineage: Eukaryota; Evosea; Eumycetozoa; Acytosteliales; Cavenderiaceae. The transcript has 5 exons. The record is from RefSeq and is a predicted model, not a curated record.
AUGUUAAUUCAUUUCUAUAAAGGUCAUUUAUUUUGUCUUGCCUGUGUACAAGGAAUUGCAAAUGGUGAAAAAACAUUCAAAUGUCCAUCUGAUGACUGCAAUAUUGAAAUCAGUCUUGAUAAUCUUAUUGUUUGUGUGGUUGCUGACCGGUCUGUUCAAGAUGCCAAAUUCAUGAAUCCAUCUGCCCCAAGAGAAGGUUCCCAUAUUAAGAGACAAGAGAAGGAUUCCCAUUUAUUAACUUGUCUAAAUCAAAUUGUACAAUGUCCAUAUCAAGAUAAUUGUAUCGACACAAUGAUGAGAAAGGAUUUAGAAUCUCAUAUUCAAAGUUCUCCUUUAGUCCAUGUCGCUUCCACUCCAGAACAAUACAAACUAAAACUUAAUGGAUUAAUGAAUGAAAAGAGUAAACUUGAAUCAACAAUGGGAGAAUCUUCAACUAAACUAGAUGACCUGGUUGUCCAAAUCAAGGAGAUACAAUUAAUUAUCGGUGAUGAAACCAAUCAAAGAGCAUAG